This is a messenger RNA of Ordospora colligata OC4, 714 nucleotides long. RefSeq lists its product as uncharacterized. The transcript has a single exon. Bases 1 to 714 code for a protein of 237 amino acids. Lineage: Eukaryota; Fungi; Microsporidia; Ordosporidae. The record is from RefSeq and is a predicted model, not a curated record.
AUGUUUUUCAAGCUGCUUUGGAUAAGUUUUUUUAUCGGGAAAUACUUAGCUGCAGUAUGUGAUAAAGGCAGCAAGCGUGCUUUCAAUAUCAAGGAUGAUGGAGUGAUGUUGCUGAAUAUAAUGCACAGGAAGCAUCCACUUAUGAUUCUUGGAACACAUCAUGAGGAUGACCGGAAACAUUUUGUGGCAAUGCUUACAGAGAUAUCUGAUUCCACUAUAGAAAACCAGGUUUUCAAUCUUGCAUAUCAGGCCACAUCAAAAAACAUAUGGUUGAGGCUGAAAAAGGAUCCGUGCAUUACUGUUACAAAAUCCGGUUCAUCUCUGGAAGGAGUGAAACAAGACGACGAAGCAUCGUCUUCGCUGUUCCUAUAUAACACAACAAACGAUCACACGCAGUUCCAAAUCGUAUCAGAUGAUUUGUGCCUUACAGUAGUAGACAACCCGGAUGAACCAUAUACUUAUGAUGGCAUAAAUGGAAUGAAGCUUUAUUUUAAUCCAUGUGAUGUCGAUAACAAGAAACAGAUAUUCACAAUCGUAUCUUCAUUGAGAGGCUCUAUCUACUUGCAUCCAGAAUUGGAGAAAGAUACACGUUUGGUUAAGAAAGCAGCCAACGGAGAAGACAUGACGAAACGAAUAGUGAAGUAUGUUGAAAUAAACAAACUAAAAGCAGGCUUUGAGUAUACAAAUGGCUAUAGCAUGAUUUAUAUGAAAUAG